This is a messenger RNA of Ramularia collo-cygni, 702 nucleotides long. RefSeq lists its product as uncharacterized. Gene Ontology annotation, cellular component: Ino80 complex. Lineage: Eukaryota; Fungi; Ascomycota; Dothideomycetes; Mycosphaerellales; Mycosphaerellaceae. Gene Ontology annotation, biological process: chromatin remodeling. The transcript has 2 exons. The coding region runs from base 1 to 702 and encodes 233 amino acids. The record is from RefSeq and is a predicted model, not a curated record.
AUGUCGCCGACGCCGACCAUCAAGGGGAAGAAGAGUCGCAUGGUGACCCUCUCAUUGCCUUCCUCCCUCCUGUCACGCUUCCAAUCCACACCACCCGUCACCACCAAGGAAGAAGUGGUCCAGCCACCAACUCAACAGCCAUCCCCGUCAUCAGCAGAGACCAAGUCAGAAGCGAAUGCGACUCCUGUACCUAGUCAAGAUGCCGCAGCAACAGCAGCACCAAAAGUCGACCGAAGACGGAAACGAGCACCUCCCUCCAUCAAUCCCAACACGAUGAUGCGCGAGCGCGCCCGUCCAGGGCCUAAGAAGAAGCCGAGACUAGCGGAUGGUACAAUCGACCAUACAACUUCAUCCACAACCGCUGCUUCUCGGCCCAACGGUGCCGCCAUCCCUGCUCACCGUCUCGGUCCCAAAGCCAACACAGGCGCCAUCAAUGCCGGCCUGCGCGCGCUGGAUCGCACAGGCAAGCCAUGUCGGAAGUGGGAGAGGAAGGGGUUGACACUCAAGAGCUUCACGGGCACGAUUUGGGAUCUGGCUAGUUGGAAGGCACCGCCCAAGGAGGGAAAGAGUAAUGAAGGAAGUGUCGAGGAUAAGAGCGUUGUGGAAAGCAGCCGGGUGGGAAGUGAGAGGGGAAGUAGUCGCGGAGAGAGGGAGGGUAAUACGAUGAUGACGAUGGGGAGUUCGCCGGGGAUUGCCGUGUGA